AUGACAGAAGAAACUUCAAAAUUAAAAACGAAAAAUAAUAAUAAUAACUUAAGGCCAUUGGAUACAAAUAAAAAAAAGUCAUCAUCACCAUCAAUAAAUAUUAUAAAAGAGGAGAAUAAUGAUAAUAACGUUGAUUUUAAUUUUAAUUUUAAUUUUGAUUAUGAUUAUGAUUACGAUGAUGAUAAUGAAUCAGAAAAAAGACCAAGGAUGAUGAGACAAAAUUCUUAUGAAUUUGGACUUUUAUCAGCGAGUCAUUUACCAUCAUCUAGACCUGGUAGUCCAGUAUCACCAGGACAGGGGCCUUCACCAAUGACAUGGUCAAGUGUAAUGAAUACAGAAAAAAUAGAACAAUUGACAAAACAAGAACAAAAAAGACAAGAAGCAAUUUAUGAAUUAAUCACCACAGAACGAUCAUAUUUACGUGAUUUACAAAUGAUAAUACAAGUUUUUUAUGGACCUUUACAACAAAGGCAACAAAAUUUUUCAUUGACAGAUCAAGAACUUUCAACAAUAUUUUCAAACAUCCAAGAUAUACUAAUAUGCAACACAGAGAUUUUGAGUGAUAUGGAACAGAGACAAAAUGAACAAGAAUUCUUGGUUGAGUGCAUUGGUGAUGUAAUGUUGAAUCAUUCUGAUAAUUUGAAAUGUUACGUUGAAUAUUGUGGUGGUCAAUUAAAAUGCAAUCCUCAAUGUGGAGCAUUAGGCUUGUCAAGUUUUUUAUUGAAACCAAUGCAAAGAAUUACAAGAUAUCCUUUGUUAUUAAGACAAAUCUUACAUUAUACAACCAAUGAUCAUCCAGAUCAUCAGAAUAUGAUGAAAAUAUUACAAAAUGCUGAAAUGAUAUUAGAAGAAACGAAUGAAGCAGCAAGAGAACAAGAGAACGAUAGUAAAUUAAGAGAAAUAUCAAAGUUGAUUGAUUUAGAAGGGUUGAAUGAGAAACUUGAUUUAAUAAGUAUGACAAGAUUUAUGGGUAGAAGACAAUUUUUACUUGAAGGUCCUUUAAGAAAAACAAAAAGUGGUAGAAAAUUAUAUGGAUAUUUAUUCAAUGACAUAUUUUUAUUAUGUCAACAAAAUAAGAAUGCAAUUUCAAAAGGUUAUCAAUAUUCUUUGUAUAAACCUCCAAUGCCAUUAAACGAAAUAUUUGUUAAAGAAGUUGGACAUGAUGGAACUUGUUUUCAAAUUAUUCAUAUACAACAACCAACGAACCUUAAAGCGAACGAUAUUUCGGUGAAAAAACAAUGGUUAAAUCAUCUUAAUGCUGCUAGUGAAACAUGCAUGAAAGCGGUUAGACAAGAUCAAAAUAGUAACAAAGAUUUAAUUACACCAGUUGAUAGUAUUAAUGGCACGUUAAGAGUCCUAAUAUCCGAUGGAGUAAUUGAAUUAGAUCCAUCCGUUAAUGAAAAAAUUAAUAUUAAUGUCUAUUGCCAAUUACAACUGAAUAGACAAAUAUUUAAAACCAAAGUUAUAAAAGAUAGUUUAUUUCCAUAUUGGAAUCAGUACUUGAUGUUUUCAGUUACAACAUUAGAAGAUACAUUAAAAAUAUCUAUAUAUAAUUAUGAUAAAUAUUCACAAGACGAAUUUUUGGGACAAGCAGAAAUUGGAUUAAAGUUUCUUGAAUAUUACCGUGAUAAUAAUGAAACUGAAUUAAUAACCUUACCAUUAAAAAAUGUCGCAGCCGGAAGAUCACUCGGAACAAUUUCUAUUUAUUUAAGUUAUAAAGCAACAAGAUAA
This is a messenger RNA of Entrophospora candida, 1731 nucleotides long. Lineage: Eukaryota; Fungi; Glomeromycota; Glomeromycetes; Entrophosporales; Entrophosporaceae. The record is from the annotation of a GenBank genome assembly.